AUGUCUCCCGUUCACGUCGCCCCAGACGUGCUCUCUGGCCAUCUGGGCCAUCUCUCGCCCGACCAACAGGCUGCAUUUGCAGUAUUCAAGCGCAGUCUAGAAGAUGCGCGUCUCUAUACUCCGCCCUCGCUGGCCGAGGGCGGCAACAGCCAUGCUUCGCAUGACGAGCCCACUCUUCUCCGCUUCCUGCGCGCGCGCCGCUUCGACCCGCCCAAGGCGCUCAAGCAGUUCCAGGACGCACAGGCCUGGCGCGCACAGCACGCCGUCGACGCUCUCUACGCCGCCUUCGACCCCACCGAGUUCGAGGACGCACGCCGCUUCUACCCGCGCUGGACUGGCCGCCGCGACAAGAACGGCCUUCCCGUGUACGUCUACCGACUCGCCUCGCUCGCACCCUACAAGACCGAGCUCUUCGCCAUCCCGCCUGAGCGACGAUACCAGCGAAUAGUGGCGUUAUAUGAGACGAUGACGCGCUUCAUCCUCCCGCUGUGCACUCACCUCCCGCACGCGACCGCGCCAACGCCCGUCUCCUCCGUGACGACCAUCAUCGAUCUCCAGGACGUCACCCUCUCGGCGAUUUGGUCCCUCCGGGGGCACCUACAGGAGGCCUCUACGCUCGCGACCGCCAACUACCCCGAGACGCUCAAUACGAUCGCUGUCGUGAACUCGCCGUCUUUCUUCCCCACCAUCUGGAACUGGGUCAAGGGCUGCUUCGACGAGGGAACCCAGCGCAAGGUCCAUGUGCUCGGUAAGGACCCGGGCCCAACCCUUCGCACGCUGAUCCACGCAAAAGACCUCCCCAGAGUGUAUGGCGGUGAGCUCGACUGGAACUUCGAACACGAACCCGCCCUCGACGAGCACGCCAUAAAGGCUCUUGGCGAGAUGCCCAAGGGUCCUGUCAUUUUCGAGGACGGAGAGCUCAGAAAACCCACACCGCCAGCAUCCGCUGAGAAGACUGGUCCAUGA
Molecule: messenger RNA, 966 nt
Organism: Laetiporus sulphureus 93-53
Lineage: Eukaryota; Fungi; Basidiomycota; Agaricomycetes; Polyporales; Laetiporaceae
Product: CRAL/TRIO domain-containing protein
Exons: 5
Coding region: 1-966 (321 amino acids)
Source: RefSeq, a predicted model, not a curated record